Molecule: messenger RNA, 486 nt
Organism: Phytophthora sojae
Lineage: Eukaryota; Oomycota; Peronosporomycetes; Peronosporales; Peronosporaceae
Exons: 2
Coding region: 1-486 (161 amino acids)
Source: RefSeq, a predicted model, not a curated record
AUGGCGUAUGAAGAUAAAAGUAUUGCGGAAGUCGCUGUCUAUGAGGAUGAGAGCAAGCCAGAGCCACAAUUAGACGGGCUUACCGCCACAUCCAGCGAAUUGGAAGCUGCGAGUGCCACAGCGUUGAAAGAGGCGCUUGCGAAGGAGACACAUGUUCUCUUUUUGACGAAUUACUACACGACUCUCGUCAUGCCUCUCUGGACGUACAAGGAGCUCCACCGAGCGGUGCGAGCGCUACGUGCUGCGGGGUCAAGCCAAGUUGGCGGCAUCAGUGACGAUGUUCUGGAGACUUGGUUUUACACUUUCGGUGGUUUGGCCCGCGAAUGCUUGUUGCCCUCGGAAGAUUUGGUCGACGUUGCUAAGGAUGGUAUUACCAGGGAGAUCCAUCAGAUCCAAUGUUCUGGAAUGCUCGUCACUUUACAAUACCUGCUACCAAAUUCUGCAUCACUUUCCAAUUUACGAGCAAGGGGUCAGAACGGAUACUAA